Messenger RNA from Arabidopsis lyrata subsp. lyrata, 1082 nucleotides. Its product is annotated as 2-phytyl-1,4-beta-naphthoquinone methyltransferase, chloroplastic. Gene Ontology annotation, molecular function: 2-phytyl-1,4-naphthoquinone methyltransferase activity. Gene Ontology annotation, biological process: phylloquinone biosynthetic process. Lineage: Eukaryota; Viridiplantae; Streptophyta; Magnoliopsida; Brassicales; Brassicaceae. Bases 45 to 833 code for a protein of 262 amino acids. The transcript is spliced from 8 exons. The record is from RefSeq and is a predicted model, not a curated record.
GUAUGCGGAACAAAACAACAUGAUCGUUAAUCGACGGCCAAAAAAUGGCGGCUCUAGUACUUGGUAUCGUCUCUCCGGUGACCUUCACCGGCAAGCUCUUGCCGAAUUCCCGAUCGCGACGGAGAAUGGUAGUCAAAUGCUCAAACGAACGCCGGAUUCUCUUCAACCGCAUUGCUCCAGUUUACGAUAAUUUGAAUGAUCUCUUAAGCUUUGGCCAACAUCGAAUUUGGAAGAACAUGACUGUCUCAUGGAGCGGAGCAAAAACAGGAGAUAAUGUUCUUGAUUUGUGUUGUGGAAGUGGUGAUUUAGCGUUUCUUUUGUCUGAGAAAGUUGGUUCAACUGGCAAGGUGUUGGGUUUGGAUUUCUCAUCUGAACAAUUAGCUGUUGCAGCAUCAAGACAGAAUCUUAAAGCAAGGUCUUGUUAUAAGUGUAUAGAGUGGAUUGAAGGUGAUGCUAUUGAUUUGCCAUUUGAUGAUUGUGAAUUCGAUGCGAUUACGAUGGGUUAUGGUCUUAGAAACGUUGUUGAUAGACUUCGAGCUAUGAAGGAGAUGUAUCGGGUUUUGAAACCAGGUUCAAGGGUGUCCAUACUUGAUUUCAAUAAGAGCAACCAAUCUGUUACGACGUUUAUGCAGGAUUGGAUGAUUGACAAUGUAGUUGUCCCUGUGGCUACUGUUUAUGGUCUUGCAAAGGAGUAUGAAUAUCUGAAGUAUUCAAUCAAUGGGUACCUAACAGGAGAAGAGCUAGAGACUCUUGCUUUAGAAGCUGGCUUCUCAAGUGCCUGCCAUUAUGAGAUAAGCGGUGGUUUCAUGGGGAAUUUGGUCGCUGAGAGGUAAACGAAUAACUUUCGACUGCCUUUCUAUACCAGAUAGAUUCACACUAUCUUUAUCUGGAUUGUUAUAAGAGAAGAGAAACGCUUUGCGUUAGGAUGAUGCCGAUAAUGUAGAGGAAUUGUUUUUAUCUGUAUAACUUACUUCUUUGAUCAAACUGUCAGUGUAAUCUGUUUCUGAUCCCAACGAUGACCAUGAAUCUUUAUGCAUUUUGUCUCUGUUUAUAUUUACUUAGAGUAAAGAAUAUUUCAAUAA